AUGACUGGUACAUGGAAUGUCCAUACUUUCCUGGAUAAUGACCAUAAUCAUUGUCCAGAGAGAAAGACAGCACUUAUUGCUAGAGAGUUGGCUAGAUAUAACAUCAACAUCGCCACCCUUAGUGACUCUGGAGAGCUGUGUAAACUGCUCGGAGGUUACACCCACUACUGGAUUGCCAUACACAAUAAACUGGCAUGUUCAUUGAUGGAACUUCCAAAAGGCAUCAGCGACAGAAUCAUAACGCUCAGACUUCAACUAACAUCUAAGAAAUACAUUCACCUGAUCAGUGUCUACACACCUACACUGCCAUCUCCCGAUGAAGAGAAGUACAAGUUCUACCUAGAUCUCCAGUAUGUACUUCAGAGCAUUCCUUCUGUGGAUCAAGUCCUGCUGCUUGGAGAUUUCAAUGCUCAGGUUGGCAGUGACUUCAAUGCCUGGAAUGGAGGCAUUGGUCGCCAUGGAAUAGCAAAAUGCAACUCAAAUGUUCUUGAUCUUUUAACUUUAAGUGCUGAAUUUGAACUCUGUUUGACAAGUACAUAUUUUCGGAUGCCCGAUACAUAUAAAAUGACGUGGAUGCAACCAACAUCCAAACACUUGUGCCUUCUAGAUUAUGUGAUCAUACAGAAAAAAGAUCUUGGUGAAGAACUGAUCACACGUGCUAUGAGAGGCGCUCAAAGUUGGACAGACCAUCAUCUUAUGAGGUCCAAAUUAAACAUAACUUUGAAAGCACCAUGCCGAGUGUCACACAAAAUACCAUCAAAAUUAUCCUGCAAAAUCUUGGUCCAUGAUCAGACUAUGAGAGCAAAACUGGACAAUGCAUUCAGUUCUGAUGGGCUUUUGAUAUCCAAGUCUGCCUCUGUAGAUGAGCAUUGGAAUGUAUAUGCUACCAAACUGUGUAGAUGUGCCACAGAAGUCUUGGGAAAACCUCAGAAAAAGAACCAAGAUUGGAUUUACGACUCAGAUGCAGAGAUCAAAAAGCUUGUUAUUGACUUCAGAGCAUCUCUUUGCAGUCCUGGUCUUGACAAGCGUAAAGUAGCACAUUACAACAUGAAAGUGAAGGUGCGUGCCCUCAAAGAUAAAUGGUGGCUGAAUAAAGCCAAUGAAAUGCAAUCAUACACUUACACAAACCAAACAGGCAGAUUCUUCGAGUGCCUGAGAAAUAUGUUUGGCCCAAAAUCAAGGAAGAUAGCACCUGUUUAUGACAAAGAUAAAACCUGUCGGCUGACGCAACAGAGUGAUAUCCUUGCUCGGUGGGCAGAACAUUUUGGUGACUUUCUUAAUCCCAACCAUCAGACGACUGAUAUCCCACACAUGGAAUCACUUGAAGGCCUACCAGUCGAUGAACAACUUGCUGAUGCACCUUCAUUCAGUGAAUUCAUUUCAGCAUUGGCUAAGCUGAAAAAUAACAAAUCAGCAGGAUUAGACAACUUACCAUCAGAACUUUAUAAAUAUGGUGGGCCAAACCUUACAAACCCACUGUUUGUUGUAAUUUCAAAGAUUUGGGAGUGUAAAAUAAUUCCACAAGAUUGGAAAGAUGCCUGCAUUUUCAAGAUUUACAAAAGCAAAGGUGACAUUUAUGAAUGCAGUUCUGACAGGGGAAUCUCUCUUCUCUGA
Molecule: messenger RNA, 1614 nt
Organism: Schistocerca americana (American grasshopper)
Lineage: Eukaryota; Metazoa; Arthropoda; Insecta; Orthoptera; Acrididae
Exons: 1
Coding region: 1-1614 (537 amino acids)
Source: RefSeq, a predicted model, not a curated record